AUGUCCUCUAUAUCUACCGCGAGCCAUUGGCUCUGGAACUUUAUCAUCGCCGUGGUCACACUGGUUGCGUUGUAUAGUAUUGGAUGGAGAUACUACAUUGUUUUUACCGCCACAUCUGCAUCUGUUCCUUUGAUUGUGCUUCCUUUGUUUGCAGAGACCAUGAAUCGGAACCUAGAACUGAUUGACAGAGCAUUCAAAGAAGCCCCUACUAUCUGGGAUAUCAUUCCGAUGGCCAGGCGAUUGUUACAGGGUGAUGUUCAGCCCAAAGCGGGCGGUAUGAAUGAGGAGAAGGGUGCUGAAGCCGAAGUUGCCAGAGUGGAGCAAAAGGAGUUUGCUUGA
This is a messenger RNA of Aspergillus bombycis, 339 nucleotides long. RefSeq lists its product as uncharacterized. Gene Ontology annotation, molecular function: carbohydrate:proton symporter activity. The transcript has a single exon. Bases 1 to 339 code for a protein of 112 amino acids. Gene Ontology annotation, biological process: carbohydrate transport; transmembrane transport. Gene Ontology annotation, cellular component: membrane. The record is from RefSeq and is a predicted model, not a curated record. Lineage: Eukaryota; Fungi; Ascomycota; Eurotiomycetes; Eurotiales; Aspergillaceae.